Molecule: messenger RNA, 528 nt
Organism: Stylonychia lemnae
Lineage: Eukaryota; Ciliophora; Spirotrichea; Sporadotrichida; Oxytrichidae
Source: the annotation of a GenBank genome assembly
AUGUUGGUCGGCCUUUUAUGUGGCAUACCGCAUAGCUCCUUGAAUCUGUUUAGUGAGAUAGACUCCAAAUUUAGAUUUGCUUAGUAAACGAAAAAGACCUUCUUCUAAGUUGUUGACGACCUUUGGUAAUUUUAGUAUUCUACAUACCUGCUUGCCUAAAGCAGUGACAGGCCUCAGCACAAAACCUCCUAUCGCUCUUUAAGCAAUUUCAAUCCCAAUAACUCCCAUGGCCCCUUCUAACCCAUUUUCUUGGUAUGCUUCAUAAAGUGUCUGAGCAAAGACAGCAGCGUUAUAGAUGACCAUUAUUUGACUCGCAACAGCAAUCAAGGCAGGAAGAAAAUUAUUUUCAACAGCUUUUUAAGCUUAGUAGGCUCCAACGUCAACAUCCAGACCAAGAAAUAGAGUAGAAAGUGCGCCAAGGAAAACUCCGUAUGUCUGGGAUUUUUCAGCGAUAGCUUCAAUUUUCUAGAAAUACAUUUCAUCAAAAUCAUCAAUUUCACUUAACUCGAAGUCUUUUAUGGCUUCUGA